AUGGCAUCGUGUCCAACUUACACGGCGACGUUGCCAGUCGGUAAACCAACAUCUGCGUUCUGGCAGUCUGAACCAGAUUCAGUCAUAAGCAACCACCAGUCUCGUAUCCUUCCAGCCUCGGCAGAUGUAGUCAUUAUAGGGGCUGGCAUUUCCGGAGCCUUCAUUGCUCAUCGACUGCUUACAGAUGAGUCGCCCAGCAGACCGAAGUCCGUCUUGAUGCUCGAAGCCCGGGCCGCGGUAAGUGGUGCCACGGGUAGAAAUGGACUCGCAUCUUACAAUGGCUUCAAGGAAGCGGGCGGCGACGUCUCCGAAAUCAAUGUCUUGCUAAAGGCUGAAGCCGAAAAAACGCUUCGCAUCAGGAGCUGUUUUGGCGCCAUCACGUUUCCUGCUUCGAGUCUCUGGCCGUAUAAGCUGGCCAUGGCCAUGAUACGAAAGUCUCUCGAGGCUGGCCUUCAGCUUGAGACCAACACUCCAGUGCUGAAAGUUUCUCGAGCCGACAGUGAGCAUGGUAGUUGGACUGUCACGACUAGUCGCGGUAAAAUCACUGCGAAUAAGGUGAUACACGCCACAAAUGGGUAUGCCUCCCAUCUACUGCCGGAACUUGAUGGGCGCAUCAUUCCUCUCAAAGGUCACGUUGCGGCCAUCCCGCCUCCGCGCGCAUACAUCGACUUACCGCUGUCAACUUCUUUUGCUUUCGUGUCCGAUGAAAACUACGACUAUCUCAUACAACGUCCCGGUCCACAGAAGUACCUGAUCUGGGGUGGAGGAGAAGGCGCACAUCCGAACGGGCCUGAAGGCGGCUACGGAGACUGCGAUGACUCCUUUGUCGUUCCCGAGGUGCUUGACUUCAUCAAAAAAGGGCCAUCUCGGACUUUCAAGGGCUGGCAGGAGUCUCUCGAAAGCCCAAGUUCUGGGGUCAGAGAUUCUGUUCCAUUUGCUUGGAGCGGCAUCAUGGGGCUCAGCAAGGACUUGUUGCCCUUCAUAGGAGAGCUGCCCGGCAAGCCUGGCCAAUACCUCAUCGGUGGCUAUCACGGUCACGGCAUGGCCCGCGUAUUCCUGUCAACAAAGGCCUUCUGCGAUCUUUUCCUCGGACAAGCAAUUGACCCGCGCGUUCCAUCGCCUUACUUUGAUCUAGAGUCUAGGCUUAGAGAGCCUGUUGACAUGUCCAAAGUGGGGGACAUCUUGUAG
This is a messenger RNA of Colletotrichum costaricense, 1188 nucleotides long. RefSeq lists its product as uncharacterized. Gene Ontology annotation, cellular component: cytoplasm. The transcript is spliced from 4 exons. Bases 1 to 1188 code for a protein of 395 amino acids. The record is from RefSeq and is a predicted model, not a curated record. Lineage: Eukaryota; Fungi; Ascomycota; Sordariomycetes; Glomerellales; Glomerellaceae. Gene Ontology annotation, molecular function: oxidoreductase activity.